Molecule: messenger RNA, 1179 nt
Organism: Penicillium cinerascens
Lineage: Eukaryota; Fungi; Ascomycota; Eurotiomycetes; Eurotiales; Aspergillaceae
Exons: 1
Coding region: 1-1179 (392 amino acids)
Source: RefSeq, a predicted model, not a curated record
AUGUCUCCAGAUACGCCCAGUUCCCCGAACACAAGCUCCCCGGACCCAAGCUCCGCCAUCUUGACCUCCUCCAGACCCUCCACCUCUCAUGUCCCGCUGCCCGCUCUAAAGACUACGCUUCAGGAAGCGGUGCGAGCAAGAGGAAACACUUACCGCACAAUAACCGCACUAGUCUUCUACUGGGAAGAUGACAACACAGGGGCAAAGUCCGACGUUGAUAGGCUGGAGAAGACGUUCCACUCUGCUUUCGGCGUUAAGACCAUCCGUGUGGAACUCAAGAAAAAUGAUCCCAUGCCUGGGUACACAGUGACCGAUGAAUUCGACCAAAUGGUACGCCGCUCUCAUCUGAGCAAUCCAAACCUACAAUCCCUCAUUAUAUUCGGUUAUGUGGGACAUGGCUCUAUGGAUACAAACAAUGGACUUUGUUUCACUUCUUCAUCCGGGAAAAAGAUCUUGUGGGACUUCCUGUUAGCGAGGACACAAUAUCCGCCCUCCGCUUGCCCGUAUGACCUUUUCGGUUUCCUCGACUGCUGCUAUUCGGGAGUAGCUACUAGGAGCAACCCGACACGUUCUAUUCAGAUCUUAGCAGCUUGCGGCCCAAGAGAAACGGCACGGUCCAGAGCUACGAGUAUUACUUUUACUCAACGAUUCUGCAGAGAAGUGGAACAUGCCCAGAAGUUCCAUAGAGAGAAAGUUUCGAUCCCCAAACUGUUCCAGAGACUACAGGAGACGAAAAACGCCAGAACUCCAAAUCCCCAGCUAGGAAAUCUUGGCGGUCUAACCCCUAUCGUUAUACCGCUUCAGAACUUGCCUCCUCCUGGUUCGCCGCGGCCAUCUCGAGUACCUGUGCGGACUACAUUUCCAGACCCUGACGAGCAACAUGUUCUCGUACAGCUGACCCUUGCCGGACCGGCGAAAGAGGUCACCACGGAGUUUAGACGGUUUGUGGAAACACUCCCUGUACCAUUUAAGCUCUCUAUCGUGGACGCUUUCCAGACAACAAAGUCGGCACUGAUACUAGUACGGAUGAACUGGGAGACGUGGGCGAGGAUAGAUGCAGUUCUCGAUCUUGAGCCAGUUAUAGGGGUCAUCAUUGGGCGAUCCCUAAUCCAUGAAGACGCGUUGUCUGAAGUUCCCCUGGUUGGGGAAAAUAUCCCCUUCCACCAGAAAGGCAUAUAA